GGUACCUUACCAUCAAAGCUAAACCUGUGAUGGUUUUUUAUUUCUUGCAAUUUAUUUUUGUAGGGGUGCUAAAUUAGAAUAAAAACUAGAAGUAUGGAAUUAGAACCAGUAUCAAAAAAUAAAUUGCUGACCAGAUUGCACCGACUUUGAUUUAUGGAAAUGAAUAGAACAGAAGAAGAGAUUCACGAAAGAAACAAUGACCAACUUUCUGUUAACGAUUUGCUGGGUCAGAUGAAAACACAAUUUAACAAAUCGGAGACAAUUGAUCAAUCGGACGAGCAAGCAAGUAAUACAGAAAAUAAUUCUCAAGUGAAUGCAGAUCUAAAAGAAUUUGAGAACUUUGAGAAAUUUAUCCUGGAAUCCACAAAUGGGAAUGCUCCAGAAAAUAUUGAACCCAGAACAGCAGAGAUACAAGUUUCCAAUCACUAUAAAGAAGAUGCUUUAAUAAAAAAAGAACUUAGAUCACCAGAUCCUGUCCUUAUUUAUAAAAAAAAAGUAGAGAUGAAAGAUAGUAAUAAAUCUACAUUGAAACGAUCCUCAAGGCGGAGAUCUACCAAAGGAAGUGGGUCGAUUCUGCAGAGUGCUAUAGCCCGCAAGGAGAAAUCUUACAUUGACUGCAGUAAACCACAACGUCUGACAAAACGGAUAAGAUCCAAAAUUAAAGUUGUGGAGGAAAGAUCAAGAAGAAACUUGGUUACCAAAAGACUUAAAAGCGGCAAGACUGUUAAAAACUUUAAAUCAUUCAGCGACAACGAAACGGAAACAGAUUAUAAUGAAAGUCAUUCUCAACAAUUGGAGCCAAAUUUAAGGAGGUCUGAAAGAAUUUCAUCAAGUGACAGUAAAGAUGAAAAAACUAAAUCCAUUAAAGAAUUGUCCCUGACGAAGGAUCCUGACCUUGAAAAGAAAAUCUCAAUAUCAGAAGAGUUUCUCAAAUCUAGGUUAUGUCGUUGUACAGAGAAUAAUAAUUUAUUUAUGAAUACAGCAGAAAAUGAAUCUGCAUACUGCACGGCCAUUGACAGUAUUGACGACAAGCUAAUAGGCUGUAGUAAACUGGUAGAUUGUCUCUCAACACCCAUAUUGCGCCCUUCUCAGAGGGUACCCUAUGGACUGCUAUGUGAUUUACAUAAGAAUAGACUGAUUAGGCACAAUUGUUGUCCCACUUGUGGAAUUUUUUGCACUCAGGGUCAAUUUAUGGAAUGCGAAUUGAAGCACCAGUAUCACAAAGACUGUCGGCUGAGUGUGGGUCAGUCGGAACGUUGUCCGCACUGUGGAUCUUUCGCGCCAUGCACCGAAAUUUUUAUCACAAUGCACACAACUAAAAAACCCAUAUUUUUGCCCACACAAAGAUCUCACGACUCCUCCUCCAAAAUGUCAUUCGAACCUAGCAGAGCGUCUCCACCCAAGACGGAUGAUGUUCCCGAUACUUUGCAGCUUUCGUUAAUGGACUGCAGCCAAAACGAUUGCAACGAACAAGAUCUCCUCGAAGCCAUCGCUGACGGCGACGAAGGCAAAGUUAUUGCAACUAUAGAAAAAGGAUCGAUCGACGUCAAUUCAAAGUUUCCGGAAUUGAAUGAUGGGACACUCUUACAUUUUGCUUCACGCAGAGGCAACAAAGCGAUCGUUGAUUUAUUGAUUUCGGCACGAAUUGAAAUCGACGUGUUCGACCAGGAGCAAAACACGGCGCUGAUGCUGGCGAUCGUGGAGCGCAACAACGACAUUGCGCAGUAUCUGAUACAGGCCGGAGCAGACAUAACCUUAAAGGGAACGGACGGCAUGACGGCCCUUCACGUAGCUGCGAAGUGCGGCAACACGGAAGCCUGCGAACUAUUGCUGCGAGCUGGUUUCGGUAUUCGAAACUUCGUCAACUUUCAGGACGACGGCGGGUGGACGCCUUUAGUUUGGGCGUGCGAAAAUGGUCACGCUGACGCCGUCAAAUAUCUAAUGUUGAAUGGGGCGGACGUGCUAUUGAGGGACGUGGAACAGAAUUCGGCGAUUCACUGGGCCGCAUUCGGUGGCAGCACUGAAAUAGUAGAACUGCUUUUGAACUGGGGAUGCGACGUCGACGCUAUGAACGUUCAUGGCGACACUCCGCUGCACUUGAGCGCGCGGGAGGACAAAUCGGAAUGUGUCACCCUUCUUCUGUCGAGGAGAGCAAACGUAAUCCUGACCAACAAAAACAACGAGACCCCAUUAGAAUGCGUUCCCCGAGACGGGUCAAGUUACAACGCUAUAGCUUUAAACGUUCGUUUACAGCCUAGUUUUCCGAAAAAGUCUCCACUCUUGACAAACGACAUCUCGCGGGGUAGAGAACAAAAUCCGAUUCAAUGCGUGAACGAAGUCGACGACGAAUGCGAGCCUAGAGACUAUUUUUACGUACGAAAAAUUUGUUCAUCCUCUCCCAACGUUACAGUGGACACGAACAUGGCGAAGGUUCAGUUGUGUUCGUGUGAAGAUCGGUGUAUGUCUACCGAAUGCAAUUGUAGCAGACUUUCGACGCAUAGAUGGUAUGAAGCGGAUGGAAAGUUGAUACCAGAGUUUAAUUUUGUCGACGCGCCACUAAUCUUUGAAUGCAACGAACUAUGCUCGUGUAACGCCAUAACGUGCGUUAACAGAGUACUGCAAAAAGGGUCGACGCACCGGUUUCAACUGUUCAAAACUGCCGCCAAAGGGUGGGGUGUAAAGACCCUUAAUGCGAUUUCCAAAGGCAGUUACGUGUGCGAAUACGUUGGCGAAAUCCUAACCGACAAGGAAGCUGACCGCAGGGAAGACGACACUUACUUAUUUGACCUUGACAAUAGGGAGAACGAUUCGUUUUGCGUAGAUGCCAAGUUUUACGGCAACGUUGCCCGGUUCGUAAACCAUUCCUGUAAUCCGAAUUUGCACUCGAUCAAAGUUUUCGUGGAUCAUCAAGACAACAGGUUUCCUCGAAUCGGUCUGUUCGCCAAAUGCGACAUCAUGGCUGGAGAGGAGCUCAGCUUUGAUUACGGCGACAAGUUCUGGUUAGUGAAAUACAAAUUGUUUACUUGUGAAUGUGGCGCAAGUAACUGUAAGUAUUCAAGCGAAGCAAUACAGGCAACUUUGGAGAAAUAUCUCGAAUCUUCCUAGGAAUGUAGCUCCGUAUGAUUAUUAUGUAGUCAUAUCAAUCAUGGUUACCUCGCCUAAUUUGAUUUGAAAUUACAUUGAUUUUUUAGGCGGAAAAUCACUGUCUCCAUAAAAUAAGUAUCCAUAUCACAUAGGGCUUAAGCUUAAGCCAAAAAAACGACAAAAAGCAUAGACUCAGUACAAAUAGGGGACUUGUUUUAAGUAUCUAGUCAUUUUUUCAUGUUUACUUUUUAUAUUGUUUUUACUCCAGUAAAUGUUUAUACUCUGGACCGUGGUUUUUUUUAUUGU
Molecule: messenger RNA, 3390 nt
Organism: Cylas formicarius (sweet potato weevil)
Lineage: Eukaryota; Metazoa; Arthropoda; Insecta; Coleoptera; Brentidae
Gene: G9a
Product: histone-lysine N-methyltransferase EHMT1
Exons: 14
Coding region: 154-3105 (983 amino acids)
Cellular component (GO): nucleus
Molecular function (GO): p53 binding; protein-lysine N-methyltransferase activity; zinc ion binding
Source: RefSeq, a predicted model, not a curated record